Molecule: messenger RNA, 3275 nt
Organism: Pygocentrus nattereri (red-bellied piranha)
Lineage: Eukaryota; Metazoa; Chordata; Actinopteri; Characiformes; Serrasalmidae
Product: inter-alpha-trypsin inhibitor heavy chain H3-like
Exons: 24
Coding region: 187-2871 (894 amino acids)
Source: RefSeq, a predicted model, not a curated record
UUCGUGAAAUGGUUAUGAGCACGCUGCCUGAUUCCUGAGACAUGAGUUUUAUCAGUUUAUAGUUCUGGCCUAAAACAUAUUUUAAAUCCAUUCAUGGUGGAGAGGUACAUGCAGUGUGUUCUGAGAUGCUGAAACCCUUGGUUCUUAUCACCAUCUCCAGUUGGCUUCAGUUGGGUGUGGAUCAUCAUGGCUCGAGCAACAGCGAUCAUAACUUUGCUUGGCUUCUUACUCAUUUGUGCAGCUCCAGGCCAAACCAAUAAGGAACGAUAUGUUGACAUCUACAGCUUCCACAUAAACUCCACAGUAACCAGCCGCUACGCCAUCACAGUCAUCACGAGCCGCGUGGCAAACCGAGUGAAUGGGUCGAAAGAAGUCCAUUUCCAGGUUAAGAUACCCAAGAAUGCUUUCAUCAGCAAAUUCAGAAUGACCAUGGAGGGGAAGACGUAUGAUGGAGUUGUGAAGAAGAAAGAAGAGGCUCAGCAGCAGUACAGUCAGGCAGUGUCUCGGGGAGAAAGUGCUGGGAUGGUCAGUUCGGUAGGAAGGACUCUGGAGGAGUUUAAGACCUCAGUGACGGUGGCUGCUUUCAGUAAAGUGACCUUUGAGCUCGUCUAUGAGGAGCUGCUGCAGCGACAGCAUGGCAAAUAUCAGCUACUCAUCAACACCCGACCGAUGCAGCCUGUAGGAGAUUUCAAGAUUGACGUGUACAUUGAGGAGAGUCCAGGCAUUUCCUUCAUGGAAGUGAAAGGAGAGUUGAACACUAAUGAGUUGGUCAAUGCUGUAACCACUUCACGUGCUGGAGACAAGGCGUGGGUGAACUUCUACCCCACUCGUGAGCAGCAGACCAAGUGUGAUGUUUGUGGAGAAAAUGGACUGAACGGCGAUCUGCUUAUAAUAUAUGAUGUAGAGAGACCAAAACCUAGUGGAGAAUUGAAGGCGUCUGACGGUUAUUUCGUCCACUACUUUGCACCUACAGAUGUUCAGCGCAUUCCAAAAAAUGUGGUGUUUGUCAUUGACCGGAGUGGCUCAAUGAGUGGGAGGAAGAUUGAGCAGACACGUUUGGCGAUGCUGAAAAUUUUGGGAGAUCUUGCUGAGGACGACUACUUUGGGCUGAUCAUCUUUGACCGUCAAGUAGAAGUUUGGAAACGUAAACUCCGCCAAGCCACAGAGAUGAAUCUGGAACUAGCAAAGGACUUUGUAAGGAUGAUUCAAGCUCGAGGAGCCACAGAUAUCAAUGCUGCAGUGCUGAAGGGAGUGGAGAUGAUCAACAAACACCCAGAAGAGCGUUCUGCGUCCAUCCUCAUCCUGCUGACUGAUGGAGCGCCCAAUACAGGUGUGAGUGACCCAACACAGAUUCAGGCUAAUGUGAAAGAGGCCAUUGGGGGGAAGUUUCCUCUGUACUGUCUGGGGUUUGGAUUUGAUGUUAACUUUGAUUUCCUGAAUAAAAUGGCUCUGGAAAAUAAUGGACGUGCUCGUAGGAUCUAUGAGGACUCAGAUGCUGACCUACAGCUACAGGGUUUCUAUGAGUCUGUGGCCACACCUCUUUUAACUGACGUCCAGCUGAACUAUACUGCAGCAGGAAAUCUCACCCAGACCAGAUUCAGCCGCUACUACAACGGCUCAGAGAUCGUCGUGGCUGGUCAAAUCACAGACAACAGCCUGGACGCUUUCCAAACAGAGAUUAUCGCAAUCUCAAAAAACAGUAAGGUGACCUACCAGGACUCUGUGUUAACAAAAGGCCUGGCAGGUGUUUUGCCACAGCAUGAAAACUCCAUCCAGAGACUUUGGGCUUAUCUUACAGUGAAACAGCUAUUGGAGAAAGAAGUGGCACUUACUGGGCAGGAGAAGGAGACGGCCAGGGAAGAAGCCCUGAAUCUCUCUCUAAAAUAUAAAUUUGUGACUCCACUGACCUCCAUGGUGGUCACCAAGCCCCAAGGAGAGGACACACAGGUUGCACAUAAACCCAAAGAGGGAGAAAAAGUAAAGCAAAGGCAACGCAGUCAAUCAGAUAAACUAAAUUCACAUAGGUCCAAAUGCAGUGGAUUUGGAAGAGCUGCAUGCAGGUCAUCUGGACAUCAGACAGCAAGAAUGUUUUCAGCAUUUAGGAUGUCUGGAUCUCGUCCUGUUCGUCCCUCAGACGGUGGAUUGAAUUCACGAGUGCACAGAGUUUCACCUACACGGCAAAGGAUGAUGAGACUACUUGUGCCUAAGGCACCCCAGUUGCCACCUUCGACAGCUGCCCCUCCAGUGAAUGAUGUGAGGUUUUUGAGUUCUGCUCCUGAUCAGCCUAAGCCACUCUGCUUUGACUUACCUGCAACUUCCAAACUCCGCCUCUUGAUGGACCCCUCUUCAAAUUUUUCCAUGAGUGGCAUGCUCUCAUCAAAAGGCUUCAGGGUAAUUGCUCUUCAAUACAAAACAAAUCAUAACCUGGAGCUCAGCAUCGGUGGCAUCCAUUACUAUGAUGGCCUGAAUACUGUGACAUUUUUGUGGGAUCAGAAGCCCACCAAUCAUGAGACUGACGGUGUAGCUGUGAUUCUGAGAAAAGAUGAAUUGGACGUCACGAUGGGAACUGUGCGUGUGGUUUUCUUCCGUCAUAAGAAAGAUGGAAAGAAAUUUCUGUGGCCUGUGGUUCAGCAGCAACCAAAAAAUGUUAACAUACAAGGGAUUUUUGGAAAAAACAGUCUUAAGUAUGAGGAAUUACCAGGAUCAGUCAUCAAAAUCAAAGAUCAAGAAGUGAAAGCGACCUGGAGCACUGCUACUGACUAUCGAUGCUCUUCAGCGCCUGUUCUUGGAUGCUGGCUCGUACCAUACACGUUUGUCCUGCAGGGGGAGCUCUCUGAUUUCAUGACAUGUAGACGUUGUUUCAAACCCUGAUUUAUUGUUUUAAACAGUGGUGGAAUAUUUAGGGACUGGAUCUAAAAUCCACCUAAUCAGGUUUUCAGCUUUGUUUUUCAGAGGUUGUAACACUUUGAUUCUCUUUUCUCUUUUAAGCUCAGCAGAAUCAUCAAACUGAAAAACUGUGCUAAUUUCUUAAUGCCAGACACUUGUUUUAUUUCUUUUCAGUUUGGCUGAACUUGAAGUGUGUAUGAUUUUAGGGACUGGUCAUGUUUGUGUUUUCUGCAGCACUCCGGACAUAUUUUUAUUGAGCCUAAAUAUUUAAAUUUAAUAUAGUGAUGUGGUGGGGCUCAUGGACUCACAACCUAUUGUCUCUAACAUUAAUCAUUUUGUUUGUAAAACAAUAACAAAUCUUAUGUUUAAUAAAUAUUAUGAAUAAAAUA